AUGCAUAGCUGCGUAAGAUAGAUGGCAAAAACAGGUGCAAACCAUGAUAGUUUUGUAGGAACCUAGAUUCGUCCUCGUUCGGAAUCCUAUCAGCAACACCAAGAACGUGUUGAUUCCCAGGGAUAGUACGGCGCCGAAAAUCUCAAACUUGUGCGAUUCCAUCUGCAAAAAGAUGAAAUAACUGUGGUGAAGAGUAAAGUUUUGCGCAAUGCGAAGAGGUGAUACUGCCAAGAUAUGAAAGAAGAGGACCUUUUUGGCAUAUUCAUGCAGAAAGCUCACAAAGCCGUGAAAGUUUAAAUUUUUUCAGUCUCCAAAUGAUUCAUAAUAUUUACGUCCGUACUAGCGUCUCACAAGUGCAAACAAGGAUACUUUAAUUCUUGACCCCAUAUUUGGGAGAAGGGAAAAUCAGAAAAUAUCAAAGAUGGAAACUUAGUUUUUGAUCAAUUAACAUGAGGUGCACUUUCAGUUGGAACAGAGUGGAAAAGUAUUAGGGAGGGAAAUUUUUUAAUUUCAAAAUACUGAAACCAAAAAGCGUCUACUAAUUUGGCGGCGGCGUUGUUAAAAAAUUUUUGUGUUUUUUGAAAAUCUGAUUAUUCGGAUCUUUGUUUGCAGGGUCUCGAAUUCAAUGCGUUGACGUCGAGAAGAGGCUUGUUUGCGCCUCUCUAGAUGUUCGGAAAGUGAUGCCAGGUUGCUCGGAAGGGGGUUUGAAAGGUUCAACUGAAGGGAUUCAGGGAGCGAGACGAUCCACACGAUCGACGUCGACUUGGCCUGCGACAGCGUCGUGACGUGCAUGUGUCUUCUGGAGAAGAGCGACGGCGACCAUCUCUACAUCGGGACGAGUCGCGGGCUCGUCGUCGUCGCCCAGGCCGCCACUGUAUGUCCGAACGGGAGAAGGAGUUGAUCAGAAUAUAGGAAAAUGUCAAGAGAUGAGAAAGUAUAGGAUGGAGUUAUAUCGUUUCUCAAAAACAAAGGAAAGUAUUGCUCUAUAGUCUCUAGUCUCUAUCAGCACAAAUAAAACCUAAAACUUCCUCUUUUUAAAAAAAAACAAAAGAGUUUUUCCAAAUAAAAAAAAGUAAAGUUUCUAUGGGAACCUUUCGUGAGAUUUUUUGCUUCGCCUCAAUUUUCUUAUAUGCAGAAUUUUUUCUUCCUUUUUUAAGUUUCGUUUUGUUACCAAAACACAGAGAUAGAAAAUAUCAUUAUUUUAAAAAAGGAAAAGGUCUCGCAACAACAUCAGGAAAUCAUAACUUGCUUUGAUUUAGAACUUGUAUUCUCAAUUUAGACAUCCCUCGAUUAAUCAAACUAAAUUUUCGUAAAAGAAACUCUGCAAAGAUUUUUUCGAAUUUUCUAACUAGUAAGUUGAAUUAAAAUUUACAAUUUUUUUAAGAUUGAAAGUCGCGUUGCACAGCACGUUGAUUGUAUUCCUCAUUUCUCGAAAGUUUUGUUAUUCAAGUCUUCGUACGAGAUUUAUUCAGUCAUUCACUUGCCCACUUAUGAAUCAGAAAGAAAAAUCAAAUUGUAGUUUUGAAGAUGUGAAAAUUUCAAAGUAUUACAUUUUCAGCAGCAAAAAAAAGUUUACCACGGCUACAUAAGAAUUUUUUUCAAUAAAUUUAUAAAAAAUAAAGAACAAUAAGUUUUCAAUUGGAAUACACUUUUUGUAAUAUUUUUUUUGAAGUCUCAGGUCCUAUGAUGUGUAGAUGGAGUAUCUCAAAGACGCUCAGACUUUUUUCAGCUCCAACCAAUCAGCGCCUGUCGUCCCUACGAGAGCGAGAUCACGUCGAUGAGCGUGAUGGAAGAGGCGCCGCGGGAGGACGACCGCGACAGUCUCAGAGGCCGUUCCACCCUGAGCACGGCGUCUUCGGAGAGCGGCCUCGGAUGGGUCCGCGAACGCGUCAGUGAGACCGUCGACAGGUGCGCAACCAACUGAAUCUCCGACACUUUGAAGAUUUUUCAGGUUCCGAACGGCGUCGUCGACGGUGGACCCGCAGGGAACCGCGCUGUUGGCAACCAUCGGACGCCAGUUCAGGCUCGUUUUUCUUAGAAAAUACAAAGUGAAAAAGUAACUAUUGAGCCUUCAUAGUGUGAUGUCCGCAAUUAUCUACAUAUUUCUCUAGAAUUUAGAGUCUAAAUGGAGAUUUCUCAUAGUCGCUACCUGCUCGAAAUUUUUUUCGGAAAUAUAGUUUCAAAUUACGUGAUAGGUUCCAUGUCAAACGCAAAACUUGCAAAUUGGAUUCUAUGAAACUAAAAGUUUGUGAGUCUUGACCUAACGCAUUUUUAGGGAUGUCUGACUAAAAAAAUAGAAAUUCGAGCAGGUAGCGAGUCUGAGUUAUCUUCAUCUAGACCUUCAAAAUUUUUUCGAGUAAGUUAUAUACUAGAAAUUUUUAAACUUUUCACGUUCCUGUAUUAGCGGAAUGCCUUCUUUUUGACCCGAAUACAUAGUCUCCACUGAUUUCGGCUGCUGGAGGCAAGAUAGUUAUAAAAUAUCGUAACUAGCUAAAGUUCUAUUGAUUUUCGUACUGUAAAAAUGGAAAAAAAUUCAUUGAAAGUUCAAGUCAUUAUGAUUCACAUAAGCUUUCAAAAAAUUGUUUAUAUUUGAAAUUCUUCCAGUUUCCAUCGGUCACACUUCGAAAUUUCGAAAGAAUGAGAAUAAUCUGACUCUUAAGUACAAGUUUCAGAAGCCUUUCCCACCGUUUCGUCAGUGAAACGAAGCUCGCAGACGUUUACUCGAUCGUGAUCUGGAGGACCGACGAAUGGACCAUUUGA
This is a messenger RNA of Caenorhabditis auriculariae, 2760 nucleotides long. NCBI's taxonomy places the organism in Eukaryota, Metazoa, Nematoda, Chromadorea, Rhabditida, Rhabditidae. The record is from the annotation of a GenBank genome assembly.